Oryza sativa Japonica Group (Japanese rice) is the source of this 1725-nucleotide messenger RNA. RefSeq names its product desmethyl-deoxy-podophyllotoxin synthase. Gene Ontology annotation, molecular function: monooxygenase activity; heme binding; oxidoreductase activity, acting on paired donors, with incorporation or reduction of molecular oxygen. The record is from RefSeq and is a predicted model, not a curated record. Lineage: Eukaryota; Viridiplantae; Streptophyta; Magnoliopsida; Poales; Poaceae.
CUGCGUAUAGUCAGCGAAGCAAAGCGAAGAGAUGGAAGAACCAACCAGCUGCUACGGUUACUACCACUACCUCGCCCUCGCCGUGGCCGUGCUGGUGCUCGUCCGGGUCACGAGGACGCGCGGCGGCGGCAGCGAUGGCGUCAGGCUGCCGCCGGGGCCGUGGCGGCUGCCGGUGAUCGGCAGCCUGCACCACCUCGCCGGGAAGCCGCUGGUGCACCGCGCGCUGGCGGACCUCGCGCGGCGGAUGGACGCGCCGCUCAUGUACCUCCGGCUCGGCGAGGUCCCCGUGGUGGUGGCCACGUCGCCGGGCGCCGCGCGCGAGGUGAUGCGGACGCACGACGUCGCGUUCGCGACGCGGCCGGUGAGCCCCACCGUGAGGAUCAUGACGGCCGACGGGGAGGGCCUCGUGUUCGCGCCCUACGGCGCGCUGUGGCGACAGCUCCGCCGCAUCGCCAUCCUGGAGCUCCUCUCCGCGCGCCGCGUCCAGUCGUUCCGCCGCGUCAGGGAGGAGGAGGCCGCGCGCCUCGCCGCCGCCGUCGCGGCGGCGGCGCCCCACGGCGAGGCGGCCGUCAACGUCAGCGAGCGGAUCGCCGUGCUCAUCGCCGACUCGGCGGUGCGCGCCAUGAUCGGGGACAGGUUCAAGAAGCGGGACGAGUUCUUGGAGGCCCUCGCCGAGGGGCUCAAGCUCGUCUCCGGGUUCAGCCUCGCCGACCUGUUCCCGUCGUCGUGGCUCGCCAGCUUCGUCACCGGCGCGGCGCGGCGGGCGCAGGAGAACCACCGCAAGAACUUCGAGCUCAUGGACCGCGCCAUCGAGCAGCACCAGGAGCGGCGCGCGGCGGCAGCGGCGGCGAGCGGCGACGUCGUGGAAGACGACGAUCUGGUGGACGUCCUCUUGAGGAUUCAGAAGGGAGGUGGCCUCGACGUGCCUCUCACCAUGGGGAUCAUCAAAGCAGUAAUCCUUGACCUUUUUAGCGCCGGAAGUGAGACAUCAGCGACUACAAUCCAAUGGGCCAUGUCGGAGCUCAUGAGGAACCCAAGAGUGAUGAAGAGAGCGCAAGCUGAGUUACGCGACAAUCUCCAAGGGAAGCCAAAGGUGACCGAGGAAGACUUGACCGACCUAAAUUACCUAAAGCUCAUUAUCAAAGAGACGCUGAGGUUGCAUCUGCCAGCGCCUUUGCUCCUUCCUAGGGAGUCGAGGGAGUCAUGCAAGAUCUUUGGAUAUGAUGUGCCAAAAGGUACCACUGUGCUUGUUAACGCUUGGGCAAUUGGUAGAGAUCCUAAGUAUUGGGAUGACCCCGAAGAGUUCAAGCCUGAGCGAUUUGAGGAUAGCAAGAUUGACUUUAAGGGUUUGGACUUUGAGUUCUUGCCAUUUGGGUCUGGACGGAGAAUGUGUCCUGGUAUAAUGUUCGCGCAGCCGAACAUAGAACUCGCGCUCGCCACCCUUCUCUACCACUUCGAUUGGAGCCUCCCUGCUGGGGUGAAGCCAAGUGAGCUAGAUAUGACCGAGGAGAUGGGCAUCACUGUUAGGAGGAAGAAUGACCUAUACCUACAUGCCGUCGUUCGUGUGCCACUCCAUGCGACGACACCCUAGUAUGUAGUUGUUUUUUCGCACACAAAUAUGUUAUGGAACAUUGAGAUAAAGGAAUAUUGUUCCUUCCAUUAUCUAAGAAAAACAUGUUCGCAGAUGAAUCUUUGAUUGAUAAUUUGAGAUAAAUUAUGCUCCUA